This is a messenger RNA of Frieseomelitta varia, 738 nucleotides long. Its product is annotated as 26S proteasome non-ATPase regulatory subunit 9. The coding region runs from base 48 to 665 and encodes 205 amino acids. Gene Ontology annotation, biological process: proteasome regulatory particle assembly. The transcript has 4 exons. Lineage: Eukaryota; Metazoa; Arthropoda; Insecta; Hymenoptera; Apidae. Gene Ontology annotation, cellular component: cytoplasm; nucleus. The record is from RefSeq and is a predicted model, not a curated record. Gene Ontology annotation, molecular function: protein binding.
UGAAGUUACAUACCUGAUGAUUUACUGCAUACGUCAGUCUAGUGAAAAUGGUGGUCGACAUGGAGCUACAGGAAGCUAAGGAUUAUGUUCUUCAGCUUAUGAAAGACAAAGAUAAAAUUGAAUCGGAUUUGGAGGCUUUAAAAGAAAUCUUAGAGAUUAAUCAUGUUGGCAUGGAAGAUUCAUUGGUGGACUGCGAAGGAUAUCCACGAAAUGAUAUUGAUGUUUACCAAGUGAGACAUGUGAGACAUAAGAUAAUAUGUCUCAGAAAUGAUCACAAAGCAUUGAUGAAUAAAAUAGAAGAAGGUUUACACAAAGUGCAUGCUCUAGCAAGAAACCAAACAGAAAGUCCAUCUCCAACUGUUAUUCAAGAUAAUGUACAGUUGGAUCCUUUCUUAAAAGUGAAUUUAGUAUCACCAGGUUCUCCAGCAGAUAUAGCGGGAAUCCAAGUUGAUGAUCUUAUCUUAGAAUUCGGUUCUAUUGAUUGUCGAAAUUUUAAGUCAUUAAAGGAUAUUGGAACUCUGGUACAAAAUAGCAGAUAUAAAACAAUAAAUAUAAAACUCAAACGUGGAUCUAAUAUCAUAGCCUUGACUUUAAUUCCACGUCCAUGGAUUGGUAAUGGUCUUCUGGGUUGCAAUGUAAUACCUAUAGAGUCAGUUGAAAGAUAAAAGCUCCUGAAAGAAAUUUUUAUUUAUAUGUUGAUUUUGUGUGUAUAUUAAUCAAUAAAAGAAUAUUUAUAAA